This is a messenger RNA of Saprolegnia parasitica CBS 223.65, 162 nucleotides long. RefSeq lists its product as hypothetical. The transcript has 2 exons. The coding region runs from base 1 to 162 and encodes 53 amino acids. NCBI's taxonomy places the organism in Eukaryota, Oomycota, Saprolegniomycetes, Saprolegniales, Saprolegniaceae. The record is from RefSeq and is a predicted model, not a curated record.
AUGGUAGUCUAUAUGAAUGCUUUUUACGUUUCAUUCUCGGUCGACUUACGGCGCACCUGGACGCCGUGCUCGAGCGCUGCCAGACCAUGCUGCUUUGAGUUUAUAUUAAUAGCCAUUCAACAUGCCGGAAUGGAGCAUCUUUGUCAACCUCGUCGAUUUUAG